AUGUCUCGCCAUCGCGCCUACUCCACUCCAGCCUCACCUACCCCUUCGCCCGCCCUACACACCUCUUCCCGGAUUCAAGACCCCUUCUUCCCCUCCAUAUCACAGCAGGUCCAGGCUCAGCCGAUUCUUGACCGCCGUGAACGCUCCGAAGGACAAUAUACGGAGCGGCAGCAGCCAAGAGCAUUGACAGAGGCCUCCCUCGCUGCUCUCACCCAGGCCGCCGGGCCGUCCACCUCCACCCGGCAAGGCGCGCCCGCUCAGCCAUCCCGAUAUCCUUAUCCUUAUGGCGAUGUUCCUUUCUCCUUGCCCGGACCUGGAGAUGCGGGCUUCGGGUAUGAUCAUCCUGUCCCCCGCCCGUCUGCCACGCCCAGCACGACGAGCGUUUCGGAUCAAGAGGACGAAGAGGAUGGGGAAGGGUAUAUUCAGGGUCAGAAUAAGGAGGAUCGGGUGGAGGUGAGGAAAUGGAUGGAUCGGAAGGGCAAGGGGAAGGAACGGGCUGUGGAGAUGGGGCAUGGCAGGGGGAUGGCGGGGAGUCUACCAGAGGAGGUUCUCAUGCAGAUUUUCCGGCACGUACCCACUCGCAACCUCUCCACCGUGAUGCUCGUAUCGCGAAAUUGGUGCCUUUCCGCCUUUCCCCUUCUCUACUCCCGCCUCUCCAUCACGUCCACCCCCCAACUCGCUUCCCUCGCCCGGAUCCUGACCGCCCCGCCGUCCUCCCUUUCAUUACCUUACGCCACCCAUAUCCGCCGGAUCAACCUCAAUCAUAUCGCCUCAUCACUCACGCCCGACCUCUUCACGCCUCUGGCGGCCUGCGUCAGGCUAGAGCGGAUCGUCAUGGUUGGCUCGGUGCAUAUCUCCGCUGGGUCGCUCAGGGGUGUUUUGGAGAAUGUACCGGAAUUGAUCGCGAUCGAUCUGGCCAAUACGCCAGGGGUGGAUGAUAGUGUCAUGAAGACUCUGGGGAGGCGGUGUAGACGACUGCAGGGGCUGAAUAUAAGCGGGUGUAAGAGUGUGGGAGAUGAGGGCGUCAAGGCGGUAGCGAAGGGCUGUAAGAUGCUACGCAGGAUGAAAGUCGCAGGUUGCCACCGCCUGACGGACGACUCCCUCAUCCACCUCGUCCGCCUCUGCCCGCUCAUCCUCGAGCUCGACCUCGCCGGCGUCCCCCAACUACGCGAUACGUCAAUUUACGCGAUGUGGCUCAACUCGAUACACCUCCGCGAACUCAAGCUCGGAAAAAUCGCCAACCUCACUUCUGGCGCUUUCCCGGACCUCCCACUCCUCUACUCGGAACAGGAUGACGAGGUUCUGAACCUCUCCAAUCCAGGCUGGAUCGCCUAUAUCGACCACGGGCGAGACCGAGAUCGGCGAUCCACGCCCGAUCCAAACUUUCUCCGUCCGCUUGCGCCGAUCUUUGAUUUAUUGAGAGUCAUCGAUUUGACGGGAUGUACGGAGCUCGAGGAUCCGGCGCUCGCGUGUCUGGUCAACUCGGCGCCGAAAUUGAGGAGUUUGACGCUGGCGAAGUGCGCAAAGUUGACGGAUAGGGGAAUGAGUAGCGUGGCAAGGUUGGGGAAACAAUUGCAUCAUCUGCACUUGGGCCAUGUGGAGUUGAUUACGGAUGCGGCGGUGACGGAAAUCGCGCGUAGCUGUACCCGACUCCGAUACGUCGACGUUGCUUGCUGUCCCCUCCUCACCGACCUAUCAGUCUUCGAGCUCUCCUCCAACCUCCUCAAGAUCCGCCGGAUCGGGCUCGUCAAAGUUGUCAACCUGACAGACGAAGGUGUCUACGCUCUCGCGGAACGCAACUCUUCCCUCGAGCGCAUUCAUUUGAGCUAUUGCGACAAUAUCUCGGUCCGGGCCAUCACGUUCUUGCUCAAUCGACUAAUGAAGCUGAGCCAUUUGAGCUUAACGGGAGUGAAGGCGUUCAGGAAUGAGGAGGUGCAUCGGUUCAGGAAGGCCGCGCCUGCGGAAUUCACUGAACAUCAAUCCGCCUCGUUCUGCGUCUUUUCAUACCACGGCAUCAACGCCCUUCGCCAUUAUCUCAACGCUGUCCAGUCCGCCCAGACCGCCGGUAGCGAUACAACCACCACGCGCCGCGGAUCCGGAUCUUCCGCUUCUUCCCUUACCGUCCCC
Messenger RNA from Dioszegia hungarica, 2127 nucleotides. RefSeq names its product putative ubiquitin-protein ligase. The transcript has 7 exons. The annotation marks the transcript as partial. Gene Ontology annotation, biological process: SCF-dependent proteasomal ubiquitin-dependent protein catabolic process. Lineage: Eukaryota; Fungi; Basidiomycota; Tremellomycetes; Tremellales; Bulleribasidiaceae. The record is from RefSeq and is a predicted model, not a curated record. Gene Ontology annotation, molecular function: protein binding. Gene Ontology annotation, cellular component: SCF ubiquitin ligase complex.